AAAUUCUUCCUAGGUGGAGGCAUUUAGGAAGAUCCGUUGAAGUUCGCAAGAAACUUACUCAUUUUCACCAUUUUUAUCUGAAUUUAAGUAAAAGAUGGCUUAAGUAGUUUUAGGGUGUAUUCAGUAGGAAAUGUUUUCCAAUUUUCUCAUGUUCAUGUCCAAUGUGAAUGGGCUUGUACCAAGUCUUAACAUGUGCUAGUACUAGUGGCCAUGUUUAAUGAAACUUGGCAUACCCCAUUAAUCGAAAUCACACCAAAACGAAUGAACUCCAAUCAUAAAACUGUUGAAUAUGUCUGAAGUAGUCUACAGGCGUGUUCGGUAGGAAAUGUUCUCCAAUUUUUUCAUAUACUUUCGUUGUAGCUUGCGAGUUAAUCGCACCAGAGAGUAAGAGAUUGGAAAGAGGAUCAUUGACCUGGCUCUUGGGCGCAGACUUAAAUGUUGUGGAAAAUACUUCCAAUGUGAAUGAUGUGAAUGGUUUUGUAGGAAAGUCUUAACAUGUGCUAGUACUAAUGGCAAUGGUUAAUGAAUUGCAUACACCCAUUAACCUUCUUUUUGUAUCUGCUGUUUACUGCCAUUUGUUUGUGUUAGGUGAGCGGGGAGAGGAGAUACAGUAGAUAGAUAUGGCUGGAAAAGUUGAAGGUCCGGCUAUCGGUAUUGAUCUUGGAACCACAUACUCUUGUGUUGCCGUUUGGAAAUAUGAUCGUGUUGAAAUAAUAGCUAAUGAUCAAGGUAACAGAACGACGCCAUCUUAUGUUGGGUUCACUGACUGUGAACGUCUCAUUGGUGAUGCUGCUAAGAACCAGGUCUCUAUUAACCCGAUCAACACUGUUUUCGAUGCAAAAAGGUUGAUUGGUAGGAGAUUCAGCGAUGCCUUAGUGCAAAGUGACAUUAAGCACUGGCCGUUUAAGGUCAUUUCUGGACAUGGUGAUAAGCCGAUGAUUGUUGUUAACCACAAGGGUGAGGAGAAGCAGUUUGCUGCUGAGGAAAUAUCUUCUAUGGUGCUCGUUAAGAUGAGGGAGAUUGCUGAAGCUUUCUUGGGUUCCACUGUCAAGAAUACUGUGGUUACCGUGCCAGCCUACUUUAAUGACUCUCAGCGUCAAGCCACCAAGGAUGCUGGUGUUAUCGCUGGUCUGAAUGUGCUGCGUAUUAUCAACGAGCCUACUGCAGCUGCCAUUGCUUAUGGUUUGGAUGAGAAAGAAACUAGUGUUGGUCAGAAGAAUGUGUUGAUCUUCGAUCUCGGUGGUGGUACCUUCGAUGUAUCUCUCCUCACCAUUGAUGAAGGUAUCUUUGAAGUUAAGGCUACUGCCGGAGACACUCAUCUUGGAGGUGAGGACUUCGACAACAGGAUGGUCAAUCAUUUUGUUCAGGAAUUCAAGAGGAAAAACAACAAGGAUAUCAGUGGUAAUCCUAGGUCACUUAGAAGGUUGAGAACUGCUUGUGAGAGGGCGAAGAGGACGCUUUCAUCCACAGCUCAGACCACAAUUGUGAUUGAUUAUCUCUACGAGGAUAUCGAUUUCAAUUCCACCAUUACCCGUGCUAGAUUUGAAGAGCUUAACAUGGAUCUGUUCAGGAAGUGUAUGGAACCAGUAGAGCAGUGUUUGAGAGAUGCUAAGAUGGACAAGAGCGCUAUCCACGAUGUUGUACUUGUUGGUGGCUCCACUAGAAUUCCCAAGGUUCAGCAACUCCUGCAAGAUUUCUUCAACGGGAAGGAGCUCUGCAAGAGCAUUAACCCUGAUGAGGCUGUUGCUUAUGGUGCUGCUGUACAAGCUGCAAUUUUGAGUGGUGAAGGUAACAAGAAGGUGAAAGACCUGUUGCUUUUGGAUGUUACCCCUCUUUCGCUUGGUCUAGAAACUUAUGGCGGUGUCAUGACCGUGUUGAUCCCCAGAAAUACCACUAUCCCGGCCAAGAAAGAGGGGGUCUUCUCAACCUGCUCAGACAACCAGCCAGAUGUGUUGAUCAAGGUCUAUGAAGGUGAGAGAACUAGGACGAGGGACAGCAACUUGCUUGGUAAAUUUGAGCUCUCCGGUAUUCGUCCUGCUCCCAGGGGGGUUCCUCAGAUCACAGUGUGCUUUGACAUUGAUGCCGAUGGUAUCUUGAAUGUUGCUGCUGAGGACAAGACUACUAAACAAAAGAACAAGAUCACCAUCACCAAUGACAAUGACAGACUCUCCAAGGAAAAGAUUGAUAAGAUGGUUCAAGAAGCAGAAAAAUACAAGUCUGAGGAUGAAGCGCACAAGAAGAAGGUCGAUGCAAAGAAUGCUUUGGAGAACUGUGCAUACAACAUGAGGAACAACAUUAAGGACGAGAGGAUUGCAUCCAAACUGCCUGAAGCUGACAAGAAGAAGAUUGAGGAUGCCAUUGAGCAGGUCAUCCAGUGGCUUGAUGCCAACCAGCUUGCUGAGUCCAAUGAACUUGAGGACAAGACGAAAGAGUUGGAGAACAUCUGCAAUCCGAUUAUUGCCAAGAUGUACGAAGGUGCUGGCGGUGACAUCGGUGCUGACAUGGACAAUGAUGGUCCUGCUCCUAGCAGCAGCAGUGGUGCUGGUCCUAAGAUUGAAAAGGAGGAGAAAAAAGGACGGAGGAGAAGGCUGAGGAAGCAAGUUUUCAACAAGAUCAAGGAAGGGGAGCUCCAUAUCGGAGAUCACAUUUACACAUGGCGAUAUGGCUAUAUCUACGCCCACCAUGGUAUAUAUGUUAGUCGUGACAUAGUGAUCCAUUUCAACCCGGCACCACGUCAGGAGGUAGAAACAGGAACAGCCCUCGAUGGUAUCAUCUUCAGCUCAUCUACCUCUCGUCGCUCUGAAUCUCAAUGUCCAAUAUGUGGUGAUCGUUCUAGGAAUGCCGGGGUCAUCUCUACAUGCCUUGAAUGCUUCCUCUCUGGUGGUAAACUAUACCGCUUUAAGUAUGGUGUCUCAAAAUCUGUCUUUUAUGCACAAGUGCGAGGAACAUGCACUCUUGCCACUACUGAUUCCUCCGAGGAUGUCAUCCACCGCGCUGAAACUCUUCUCGCGAAUAACAGUUUUGGAAAUUACAAGCUUUUCAAGAACAACUGUGAGGACUUCGCGAUCUACUGCAAGACAGGUUAUAAUCCGCACUUUGGAGCUGGUGGCCGCGGGGCUAGUGGUCAGGUAGCAGCACUCUCUGCAGCAGCUAAAGCGCCAGUGGUUUCAACACUCCACUCCGCUUGGACAGGUUACAUCUUACUCAGCGCAGCAAGCGCCUUUGGAGGUCCAGGACCGCUACCAAUAGGCAUUACUUUUGCUGGUUUUCCAGUUCUUUUCGCGGGAAUGUCUUACUGCUUUUACAGGUAUCUUUCGGAUGUUGGAGUUCGAAAGGACCUGAAGAAAAUACCUGUAGAAGAGCUUGUUGAUGCAAGUGUCUGAACCUGCAUUACUCAUCAAAUUGGACCGUUUUUAAUGAACUACUAAUAGUAUCUGUUUGAUAGACAUGGGAUAACCUUAUUGAAAGGCUUGUACGAGUUCACCACAGUAAUAAGAACCAGGCUCGUCACUUGGUUUAUAACAAAAGUAAGGAACAAACGUAAAUAAUGCAGGAUGUUUAUGUGAAAACCUCCUUGCUAAGGGAGUAAAACCACAGGAUGUUUUGAACUUACGUUUUAUUAAGUUAUUAUUAUUGUUAAACACCUUGCUUAUGUGAUCAUUUUUUACUUUC
This is a messenger RNA of Capsicum annuum, 3672 nucleotides long. Its product is annotated as heat shock cognate 70 kDa protein 2. NCBI's taxonomy places the organism in Eukaryota, Viridiplantae, Streptophyta, Magnoliopsida, Solanales, Solanaceae. Gene Ontology annotation, cellular component: cytoplasm. The record is from RefSeq and is a predicted model, not a curated record. The transcript is spliced from 3 exons. The coding region runs from base 621 to 3383 and encodes 920 amino acids. Gene Ontology annotation, molecular function: heat shock protein binding; misfolded protein binding; ATP hydrolysis activity. Gene Ontology annotation, biological process: cellular response to unfolded protein; protein refolding.